UGCUUGCGUAUGAUGGCGGCUGUGUGUCUACAUCGCAGUACCGCAGUUUUGUAAGAAUUCAUAUUUAAUCCCCCUUCUUAUCACGCUGUGUUUUGUCGGAGGUAAGAGCUGAAUUAAAGCUCAAACGCUAAAACAUCCCAAUUCUGGAGUGUUAUUUAUUGUGACUGGAAUAGUGGAGAUGCAGCCCCCUCCACGAACUGCUCCACCAGGGUCUUCUGGCCCACCACCAACUGGGGGGAUUCCUAAUGCAUUUCGAAGGACAAGGCCUCACAAGCAGCCAGGGAAUACAGCAAUGAUGGCAGGACCUGGUAUGCCAGUUCCACCUAUGACUGACCCCUUUGCAUUUGGCCGGCAAGCCAUGGCCACAGGGACCCAUCCACCACCCCCCAAAAGCAGCCCCCUUCCUAUGCAAACACCACCUCCCGCAGGAUUCCUCCCAAAUGCCCAAAUCCAGGAGCAAGGAGUACCUCCACAGCCGCUAGAAGGUGGAUUAGGCCCCCACCAUGUUCCACCCCCCUCAUCUUUACCUGGUCCCACCCCAGUGGUAAAUAUCUUCACCCCCAACAGUGCGAUGUCUUCAGCUCCUCUGCCUGGGCAAUUUCCCAACCCUCAGAAUUUGAAAGGGUCAAAUCCUCAGAGCACAGAACAAGGUCCUUCCAAUUUGGGGGAAAAUGCUCCCUACAUAACACCUGGAGCCUCUCUGUAUGGUUCAGACCCCAUGCAAAACAGGCCUCCCUUUGGGCAGGACUCUAGGGAGGACCCUGCCCCAUAUACCCCCGCAGCACCUAGCACAGUGCCCUCUCAACCUCAGACUAUGCCAUCACCCCCAGCCUCUCAGUGGUUGCCUAACCACAGGAGUCGUCCACCUUCGGUUCAGAACUACUUCCAGCCUACCAGUGAUCCACCCCAGUAUUUAACUGCUCCCCCUCCGGUCCCCCUGCCUGCUCCUGCUCCUCCGCCAGCCCCCUCACCUCAUUUACUUCAGCCUGCCCAGUCUCCACACACACCCCACCAGUUGCCCCUGCAGAACCAGAUCCACUCAGGCCAACAAGGCCUAAGUGGUCCACACAGCACAACCCCUGGCUCAGAUACAGCAGGGCAGCAGGGGCUUGAAGGGUGCGCGGGAACCCUCCAGCAUCAGAAUUCCCAUUUUCAGGGUAAUUUUGCUCAGAAUUGCAUGACAUCUGAUCCCUGGUUAAGCCAGCCUUCCCAGGAGCACUUCUACCACCAGAUGGGUAGGGGUCCGGGUAAUAGACGACCCGACUCCAUGAAUUCCCAACACAGUUCCCCCCCAGCUCAAGGGGGAACUUAUAUCGCAGAUCCUGGUACCAUUUCAAUGUUUUUCAAAGGGAAUGAUGUUGAGAAUGAGGAAACGCUCUCAGGAGAGAGGAAGGCGGUGAAUGGAGUUGCCGGGGGCACUGGGCAAGCAUGCUCAAACCCCACAUUUCCCAACCAUCAGCUGCCAUCCCCAAAGCCCCUCCCAGGAGCCGAGGUUGCCCAGAGAGGAAGUGUGAACGUGACUGGUUGCUCUCAUGCACCACCCAUGGGUGAAGGAGAUGCAUUGCACAUGAAUGACAGUGGAUUUGUCAGUGGCACCCCAAGACAUGUAGGGGGCCAGUUUGAUCAUGUUGAAAACCUGGAAUGCAUCCCCAACCAAGAGGUUUUACCCAGCGAGCCAGAGAAGAUCCCCUCGGUGCCCCAAAACACGACUGAACACCUGGGACCUGCACAGGGUAGUUCCGCAGCCCAUGGAGGUGACCACUUUGAAGGAGGGCCCAAUUUAGAGACCCCGGAUUCGGUGCCUCGGCCCAUCAGGUCAGAGAGUGUGUCAUCGAGCUACAGUAACGUGAGUCACGGGAGCGCAUCUGGCUCAAGGAGACCUCAGAACAUGGUGGCCACCUUUAUACAGCAGGAGACGGCCAAGCCUCAGGAGGACUCUGCGGCAGGAUACUUUGAGCAGAUUGACACGUCCCCAGCUGGAGAGUCGGGGCCUCACGCCACGUCUGGCAGGAUGUACCACACCCAGCUGUCCCAGCCCCCCACCCCUAGCCCGCCAAAGCCGACUGGGAUCUUCCAGGCCAGCGCCAACAGCUCCUUUGAGCCUGUGCGCUCCCAUGGCGUGGGUGUCAGAACCGCGGAAGUUGACCAAGCCCGGAUGGUCAUGGAGAAGAACAGCCACGGGCCUCAUGGGAUGGCCACCAUGGAUAUUUCCCCCGGCAACCUGGAGCAGCCGCCAGACAAUCUGGAAAACAUUUUCACGCCCUCACCGCAGCACCCAGACAUGGGCCUGCAAGAAAGAAGGCCCUCCUCCCGUGCCCAUGGGGCACGUCUGAUGUGCGAGAGCCCCGCCACCACGCUCUGGGCCCAGAAUGAAAUGCCCAUCUUGGGGGCCAACAUCCUUCUGGCCCCUGCAGCCCCCCCGGUGCAUGGCCCUGUGAAACAGCUCAGCACGGAGGUGAUCCAGCCCCCUGAGGACAGCCCCCUCAACCUGCAGGUGCCCCACCAGCCCCAGAAACCUGACAACUUAUUGGAGAACCUGGAGAACCCUCCCAAAGUGAGCGAGGGUGACCUGAAGAAUCCUCAGGCAAGUCUAGGCUACGCCUCCUUGCUGGUUCCUUCUCCAGCUGCCGAAUCAUUCCAAAAUCAGCCUGUCUUGAUUGCACCUCCUACUACAAAUUACAGUGUGAUUUCCACCAAUAAUCCGGCGAAUACAACCCAUCACAUGAUGCCCGGGGAAGUAAUACAGAACCCAGGGGCAGAUGGCAAUACGUUACCUCUGCAUCUACCUUCUGUGGUGUUUGCAUCAAACACAGUGCUGCCUGGGCCUUCAAAGCAUUCUAAUCUUCAGCAACAUUUUGUUGCUCCGCCAUUAAAUUCUUCCGGAACCUUCAGUGGUGCAUCUGCUACAAAUCCAGGACCCCUCAACCUGGCAUCAGAGAGUAGGCACAUCAUGAAACCAGAGAACAGCCCUCUGGCUUCCACAGGUAGACCCCUGCAGGCCGAUUCUGCGGGCAGUCAGAGCCAAUCUGUGCUGCCUGUGAAUUCCCAAGCUCCACCUGCUGCUCCCAGUCAAAAGCAACCAACAAAUUAUGAGCUCCUUGAUUUUACCAUGCACCACCCGCAGAGCAACCAAAACCAAGCUCCUAAUCUGGCUAGUCAUGUACCUUCUGUUGCACCUCAGCAAGCGCCGCCCCCAGUGCAAGGAGCGAAGCCAGGAAUUCCAGCCAAUAACACAACAGGGUUCUACCUGCAGGUGACCAAAGAGGCGCAGCAGGGAGGGAGGGGGGAGAGCGAACCCCAGGCCCAGCAGUCGGCUGAGGCAGCCCUGUUGGUGGCCGCCGGCAGCCAGAUGCCUGAGGCUCAGCCUGGCCUUCAGGGACAAGGAGGGGCACCUCUGCCAUCAUACAACCAAGCACCUCUUUCAAACAAUCAGCAUCCUCCCCCUCCGCCUUUGGGACAGGGCCUGCCUCCGGCAGGUGCCCCCCCUCCCGCGCCUGCUGGGCCCCAGCCCCCGCAGCCAUGGAGCUCCUCCCAGCCGCCCGCUGCAGACCCACACAGGCCGCCAUCUUCGCUUGGGAGCCAGCAGGGCUACAUCGGCCCGACCCCCAUGCCAGGACCUGGGUACGGCGGAUACUACGGGGGUGCCUAUCCUGAAUAUCCGGAUGGAAGACCACCGUAUGCUUCUCCAUACUACCAGGAGGAUCCCUACAGAAGGUAUGAUCCCCGCUACAGUCGACAUGAAGGACCUAACCCAAGCUACAGGGAAGGAGAGCGGUACCAUUACAGAGAGCAGCCAGAGCGACCCAGUUCAAGAUCCAGCCAGUACUCAGACCGACCUUCCUCCAGACAAGGCUAUUCUGAAGAUUUUUCAAGAGCCAACCGAAGUGCCUAUAAUGAUUAUUAUGCAGACAGCUAUAAGAAACCAUAUGACUACGGAGAUCGGAGCAGGUGGGAGCAUUAUGAUGCUGCCGCCUAUGAUCCCCGAUACCGGAGCUACUACGAUCCGUCAUACUGGUACUACAACCCAGAGGCCUAUGGGGGCAGAGACCCCUACUAUGGACAACAGUAUUCCAGCAGGGGGAUGGGUUAUGACGACUGGUGGCGGUACGACCCGCGGUAUGACGCUAGCUUUGACGAGGAGUCGCGAAGGCAGCCAGAGCACUACGGUGACGACUUUGACCGGCGCAGUGUGCACAGCGAGCAGUCGGCCCACAGUGUCCGCAGCUCCCGCAGCCAGCACAGCCACCGCAGCAGCUUCAGCUCACGUUCGCAGCAGAGUCAAAUGUGCAGGAGUCAGCCAGACCUCAUUUCUGCCGGUUACGAGCCCCCCGGCCAGAACUCCUCCCUCAUGGUCCACUACCCAUACCCCGAUGCGGACGCGAGUCGGACUUUUACAGACUUUGCAUACCAAACGGGCUACUCAUCUGAACAGUGGCCAGCUGCAGAGCAAGUGCCACUGCGGCCCAUGACACCAGAGAAGUACUCGGUUCCACACCGGUGUGCCAGGUUCGGACCUGGCGGACAGCUGAUCCAGGUGUUGCCAAACCUGCCAUCGGCUGGGCAGCCUGCUCUGGUGGAGAUCCACGGCAUGGAGACGAUGCUGCAGGACUCUCAGGAACAGCAGGAGCUGCGUACCUUCCCCGGGCCUCUGGUGAAAGGGGAGACUCACAAGGUGGAUGUGAUCAAGUUUGCCCAGAACAAGUCCCUGGAAUGCCUGCGGAAUGACAGCCUGAUCGACAAGGACUCUGCCUGCCUCAUCUGGGAGUUCAUUGUGCUGCUGUGCCGGCAGAAUGGGACUGUGGUGGGGACGGACAUCGCUGACCUGUUGCUGCGUGAGCAUAGGUCUGUAUGGCUGCCGGGGAAAUCGCCAAACGAGGCCAAUCUGAUUGACUUCAACAAUGAGCCCAUUGAGAGGGCCGAGGAGGAGCCGGGCUUGGGCACGCUCUCCCUGCUCUCAGACACCUUCAUGACCAUCCCUGAGAACAUCGGCAAGGAGACAGAGCGCUUCCGGGAGCUUCUGCUAUUCGGCCGCAAAAAGGACGCCCUGGAGUCAGCCAUGAAGAAUGGCCUCUGGGGACAUGCCCUGCUGCUGGCCAGCAAGAUGGACAACAGGACGCACGCACGUGUCAUGACCAGGUUUGCCAACAGUCUGCCCAUCAAUGACCCCCUGCAGACUGUGUACCAGCUGAUGUCUGGAAGGAUGCCUGCUGCCGCUACUUGCUGUGGAGACGAGAAGUGGGGCGACUGGCGCCCCCACCUGGCCAUGGUGCUGUCCAACCUCACACACACCCUGGACCUGGACACGCGAACCAUUACCACCAUGGGAGACACCCUGGCUUCCAAGGGACUGAUCGACGCAGCCCACUUCUGCUAUAUGAUGGCUCAGGUGGGACUGGGCGUCUACACCAAGAAGAGCACAAAGAUGGUGCUGAUCGGGGCCAACCACAGUUUGUCCUUCUUCAAGUUCGCCUCUAAUGAAGCGAUCCAGCGGACUGAGGCCUACGAGUACGCCCAGUCCCUGGGCUCCCAGCCCUGCUCACUCCCAAACUUCCAGGUCUUCAAGUUCAUCUACGCUUGUAGGCUGGCUGAGGUGGGGCUGUCAGCCCAAGCCUUCCACUACUGUGAGGUGGUGUCCAGAGCGCUGCUGUCCUUCCCCUCCUACCACUCCCCUGUGUUCAUCAGCCAGCUCAUCCAGAUGUCUGCAAAGCUGCGCUUCUUCGACCCCCAGCUGAAGGAGAAGCCAGAGCAGGAGCUUUUCAUUGAGCCCGACUGGUUGCUUCAACUGCGCCAGCUGGACGGCCAGAUUAGGGACGGGGUAAUAUCCUACAGUGUAGACAGGGCCACACCCCAGCAAUAUGUCUGCAGCACCCCCAGUUCUGAGUUUGACCAGACGAGCCCCCAGGACCCAAUGGGGAUGCCUCAGGACAUUGGGGGGCCUGCCCCAGAGAACCCUCUCAUGUCCUCCCUGAUGCCAAACCCAGGACCGCCCCUGCCUGGUGUCCAGCUCAUGCCCCCAGCACCUACCACCAUGCUGGAGAAUGGGGUGCUCACCAUGCCCCAGGUUCUGCCCACUGAAGGAGUCCCCUUCUAUCCGGUCCCACCUUCCCAGCCCGCCCUGAUGACUGGCCCUGUACCUAUCCCAGACGGACAGGCGCCUGUGUUCCCCCCACCCGGGCUUAGUUACGCCCCAUCCUAUCAGCCGGAGCAGUCGGAAAUGUACCCUGCACCCCCAGUGGCUUCACAGAUGCCCCCUCAGAUGCCCCCUGUGGAGCCCCUUCCAGCACCCCCUGAGCAGCAGCAGCUCCACGGCUCCCAGCCCUCCUCCCCCACUCGAAACGCCUUCACCCCUCAGAUGGACUUCUAUGACCAGAUGGCGCAUAUGACAAAUGCGGGUCCAGGAAGGAGGUCAAGAACGACUUCGCAGUCUUCGGUACACACGGUCCCGGGCCGGCGGUCCCGCACCACCUCCGAGUCCUCCACCCACUCCACGGGGCGGGAGCGGAGCAAUUCGGUGGUGAAGCAGUCCUCGCCCCCUCCCCCUGCCAUCCCUGAGAAGCCCACCCGCCGGGAGGAACCCAAGACACAGAAGAAGGACUCCCCCAAAAAGUCUCAGGGAGGUCGAGGUGGCUGGCUGAAUUGGCUCUAUCGCAAGGGGAAGAAUGAGGCUCACCUGCCUGAUGACAAGAACAAAUCGAUUGUUUGGGAUGAGAAUAAACAGAGAUGGAUUAACUUGGAUGAACCAGAGGAAGAGAACAAGCCUCCUCCACCUCCACCCUCAAAUUUCCCAAAAAUGAGCCCACAGAUGGGUCCAGGGGGGCCGCCUGGUGGGGGACCGCCUGGUGGGGGGCCACCGGUAAAUAUGUUCUCCAGGAAAGCAGGCACAAAGGCCCGAUACGUGGAUGUCCUGAACCCAGGUGGCACCGGCACCAAGCCCGCCAGCUUAGCCCCCGCCCCGGCUCAUCUCUUCGGACCCCUGGCCCCCAUGCCCAUACCUGCCAACCUCUUUGUGCCGGGUGCGGCCACAGACGAGCAGCAGCCUACAGAGGGGAAUGUCCCGGAGGCUGGAGAGAACCCGGAACAGGGCCACCCCGCCUCGAGUGUGGCACCCCAGAUGUUCAACCCGACACUGUACCCUCCUGGCCCCGAGGGGGCACCAGUCAUGGAUGGGACUCAGUCUGGGGAGCUCUCGCGCUCUAGCUCAAUGAGCUCUUUAUCACGCGAAGUGAGUCAGCAUUUAAACCAGGUUCCAACUCAGCCACCUGCCCAGGGAGGCCCACCCACUGGAGGUGUGACUUUCUACAACCCCUCCCAGUUUACACAGCCGAGUGCCCCCACAGGAACAGGCCGUCCUGGCCGGUUUGGUCAGAGGAAGUAUCCGACACUGAAGUAGUCUGGCAGGAGCAGCUGAAGAGGUGGCCCGGUUUUGCAGCUGUCUGUCAGGCUCUGAGACGCUCACUGCCCCCAAAGAAGCACAUUCAGUAGCUUCUGAAGCAUUCUAACUAGCUGCUUCUCCAUUCUCACCCAGCAUGUCAUCAAUUGAUCAAAGUUUCACCAAAUCAACAUUUCAUUCUUACCUUACUCCUUUCCCUUAAUUUCUUUUGCCCUUGGAAUAUGUGCACUCAGUUCCUGCUGGUAUUCCUCAAAUCUCGUUGAACCUGCAUGGUUUUUUAGUGCAGCGUAGAAUAUGCAGCUCAAGCUUUGCAGUGGUCAUCCCACACACAAGGAUCUUAGGGCACGUCAUGCAGUGUCUGGUGAUGACACAGUAAAGCUGGAGUAAACCAUUAUGCUGUAAAAAUAGCCCUUGUCUCUUAAUUGUGGUGAAUAUUAAAUGAGAGAUUAAUUUUACAUAUUGAUCAAUGAUAUUUCAUCAAAAGCUUUGCAGAUAGUCCAAACUCAUGAACUUCAAUAUUUAAUAAAGAUAAUCUUCUGUAAGGGUUAAAAAAAGCAGUAGUAAGUUUUGUUAUUUUACCAGGGCACAUUUUAAGGACAGCUGAUGCAGAGUCCGUGAGUUUCACUUUAUUGACAGUCCGCUGACCACACCAGAACCAUGGAUUCCAUCUGAUCCCCAUCCACCACUUGGUAACCAGGAAUGGAUGGUUUCUUUUUAGUGCUUUUCCUCUGAUUUUUAAGCGGAGGAAAAAUUUCAUCUCAAUGCCAGCCGAGUGUCCUUGGAGAACUGCCUCCCAUUUCUCCCCACUCUUCUGAAGCUGUGAUGAGAGGACUCAUCAGAUAAAGCCUGAUUGAACCUCUUGCAAAUCUGAUUACUUUGUUUUUAAGCCUCUGUACCUAUGUAGUUCCUGUGGUGUCCCUGUAUGUGCUCCUGAAGGGGAGAGCAGGCUAGGUCUGUCGGAGCAUGGAACUGUGUGAAUUUUAAGUGCAAUAUCACUCCCCCCCGCCCCCCCCCCCCCCUUUUUUUUUUUUUCCCUGACACCCAUUUACAAGUAUAUUUUCUAGAGGGGGAAUGGCACAGUUCAAAUAACAUAAGUCAUAAGCAAAGCUUCCAUAGUACAGUAGCCUUCAAUGAUAAUCCUUUUGGAGUGUUGGAAUCUUGUUCAUUUGAAAUAUUUAUUGAAUUGCCUGCCUGUUAUUGGCCAUGGUCUUAAUCAAGCUAAACAGUAACCAUUCUAAGUCCAACAGUUAAGGAAAAUCUUAAAGGAACUACGAGUGAGUACCAUUUUUACAACAGGUUUGAGGACUUAACACCAUUUUUAAUUGUCAUGAAUUUAUCCAAGUAUUUGUAUAUCUGAUUCAGAUUGUAUUUAUGACCUGUAGUCAAAGUGUGCAAAGCAACUAAUAUUUCUAAGUUAACCAUGAAAUGCAAUUAAUCUAAACAUUUACUUCCUGAUCAUUUGUAUCAAAGGCUUCGGUGUAUGAAAUAUCAUGAAAACAUGUUGAGUGAAAGGACAUGAAUGAUUUUGCUCUAACCCCAGUCUCCCACUUUUUUUUCUUUUGCUUACUGUUGUGAUUUAUUUUCUGUGUCAUCUUCAGUGUACCCAGAACCCUUCAGUGUAGUUUCUUAAGCCGAGUUUCCUUGUAGACUGCUGAAUUCUUUUAAUUCAAACAGUUUCCUUUAUUUUAAGGAAGCUCUUGAUUUUCCUAAGUGUUUAGAAUUGACAUUGUAAAGUUCUUGACAAAAAGCAAAACCUCUAAAACAAAUGAUAAUAAAAAUAUUU
Megalops cyprinoides (Indo-Pacific tarpon) is the source of this 9173-nucleotide messenger RNA. RefSeq names its product SEC16 homolog A, endoplasmic reticulum export factor (gene sec16a). Gene Ontology annotation, cellular component: ER to Golgi transport vesicle membrane; endoplasmic reticulum exit site. The coding region runs from base 179 to 7390 and encodes 2403 amino acids. The transcript is spliced from 31 exons. The record is from RefSeq and is a predicted model, not a curated record. Gene Ontology annotation, biological process: autophagy; Golgi organization; COPII vesicle coat assembly. Lineage: Eukaryota; Metazoa; Chordata; Actinopteri; Elopiformes; Megalopidae.